This is a messenger RNA of Cylas formicarius (sweet potato weevil), 3272 nucleotides long. RefSeq names its product AFG3-like protein 2 (gene Afg3l2). NCBI's taxonomy places the organism in Eukaryota, Metazoa, Arthropoda, Insecta, Coleoptera, Brentidae. Gene Ontology annotation, biological process: protein-containing complex assembly; mitochondrial protein processing. The transcript is spliced from 10 exons. The coding region runs from base 106 to 2436 and encodes 776 amino acids. Gene Ontology annotation, molecular function: metalloendopeptidase activity; ATP binding; zinc ion binding. Gene Ontology annotation, cellular component: m-AAA complex; membrane. The record is from RefSeq and is a predicted model, not a curated record.
CAUGAGCAGUAUGAACUUAACCAACUUCGGCAAACGACAAAUAAGUCUAACGUUAUGUGAUUUUAUAAAAUAAAUAAUUAAUCAUUUAAUCAUUUAUUUUUUGAAAUGGCAUAUCGACUCUUUAAUAGUGGCAGGAAAUUGGAAAAUUUAGUAUGGAACACUAUAACCCGCUAUAAUAGACAUAUAUUGCCAAAGAGUAACACUUUAUUCAAACAACUUAUACUAAAGGAGUGGCGGUUGUUUUGUCAGAAGCCGCCGAAAGGGUUUGAAAAGUAUUUUAAAGAAGGCAAGUCAGUUCCCAAAAAUGCUAAAGGUGAAGGUAAAGAAGCUGAAAGCAAAGAAAGCAAAGCAGAAAAAGAAUUACCACCUAGCAGGCCACCACCCACUUCUAAACCUCAAGAUCAGUGGUCUUUUGGUGUUUUUGGUGGUUCAGGCAGCAGAAGUGGUGGUGGAAAACCAUUUAGUGACAAUGACCAAAAUAAGUGGUAUUUACUAGGAGCUGCAGCAACAGUAGCUUUUCUAGCAACUGUGACUAUGUGGGAGAUGGGUUAUAAGGAAAUUGGCUGGAAAGAAUUUGUUUAUAAUUAUUUGGCCCGUGGAGCUGUUGAAAAAUUGGAAGUUGUAAAUAAGAAAUGGGUAAGAGUUCGUUUGACACCUGGUACUACCGCUGAUGGAGCAAAUGUUAUUUGGUUUAACAUAGGCAGUGUCGACUCAUUCGAACGUAACCUAGAAAAUGCGCAAAUGGAAAUGAAUGUGGAGCCUCCAAAUUUUGUGCCUGUUAUUUAUAAGACUGAACUCGAAGCAGCCAGUUUGUCAGGAGUACUGCCCACGUUGCUGGUCAUUGGCUUUCUUUUUUACAUGAUGAGGAGAUCUGCAGAAAUGAUGGGCGGCCGCAAGGGCAAAAGGGGUGGUCUGUUUGGUGGAGUAAUGGAAAGUACUGCUAAAUUGAUUAAUUCAAAUGAAAUUGGGGUUAAAUUUAAGGAUGUAGCUGGAUGUGAGGAGGCAAAAAUUGAAAUAAUGGAAUUUGUAAACUUUUUGAAGAAUCCUCAACAGUAUAUUGAGUUAGGGGCCAAAAUUCCUAAAGGGGCCAUGCUAACUGGUCCACCAGGUACAGGUAAAACUCUACUGGCCAAGGCAACUGCGGGAGAAGCAAAUGUGCCCUUUAUAACUGUCUCUGGUUCUGAAUUUCUAGAAAUGUUUGUUGGAGUAGGGCCGUCUCGCGUUCGUGAUUUAUUUGCAAUGGCGCGAAAGCAUGCGCCCUGUAUUUUAUUCAUAGAUGAGAUUGACGCUGUGGGUAGAAAACGAGGUGGUCGAAGUUUUGGCGGCCAUUCUGAACAAGAGAACACACUAAAUCAAUUAUUGGUGGAAAUGGACGGUUUUAAUACCACCACAAAUGUCGUUGUCCUUGCCGCAACCAACAGAAUUGACAUACUGGACAAAGCUCUUUUACGACCUGGUCGAUUCGACAGGCAAAUUUUUGUCCCUGCCCCUGACAUUAAAGGCAGAGCGAGCAUAUUCAAGGUGCAUUUGGCCCCGCUCAAAACUAGUCUUGAUAAGAUUGAUCUGGCCAGAAAAAUGGCGGCACUUACCCCAGGCUUUACCGGCGCCGAUAUUGCCAAUGUUUGUAACGAGGCUGCGUUAAUAGCAGCGAGGGAUCUUAACGAGAUGAUCAUCAUGAAACAUUUCGAGCAAGCUAUUGAAAGGGUUGUGGCCGGCAUGGAGAAGAAGACUAAUGUUUUGUCUCCUGAAGAGAAAAGGACAGUGGCAUACCAUGAAGCUGGGCAUGCUGUGGCCGGUUGGUUUCUGGAGUUUGCUGAUCCUCUCUUAAAGGUAUCGAUAAUACCCAGAGGUAAAGGUUUGGGAUAUGCUCAGUAUCUGCCAAAAGAUCAAUAUUUAUACUCGAAAGAGCAGUUGUUUGAUCGCAUGUGUAUGACCCUUGGAGGUAGAGUUUCUGAGGAAUUGUUCUUCGGUAGAAUAACGACGGGGGCACAAGACGAUCUUAAGAAAGUUACCCAAAGUGCGUAUGCUCAGGUCGUCCACUAUGGUAUGAAUGACAAAGUGGGUAAUGUUAGUUUUGACAUGCCCCGUGAAGGUGAAAUGAUGAUUGAAAAACCUUAUUCUGAAGAGACAGCCCAGUUGAUCGACAUAGAGGUUAGGAAAUUAAUCGAAUCCGCACAUGAAAGAACGAGGACACUUCUGACAGAACGCAAGGAUCAAGUGGCGAAAGUUGCAGAAAGACUUUUAAAGCAGGAAAUUAUAAGUCGGGAUGAUAUGAUUGAGCUUUUAGGCAAGAGACCGUUCCCAGAGAAAUCGACAUACGAAGAGUUUGUUGAAGGAACGGGAUCGUUUGAGGAAGAUACCACUUUGCCGGAAGGGCUGAAGGAGUGGAACAAAGAGAAAAAUAAAGACGUGCCCGACGCAAAGGCACCCGUUUAGUUAACAAUUCCUAGACUGCGACUUCUAAGUAUUUUUGUUAAUAACUGUAAAAUCAAAAUAAACAUAUGUUUUGUUCAGUGAAAGUGUUAUUUUACAAGGUCAAAGGUUAUAUAAGAAUAUGAGGUAAGUUUAAUAGUAAUAGUUUGUUUAAUAGACUCGACUAGAUUAUUAAUUUAGAAAUUUGGGCUUGGCCCUACCCCCAAAAUUACAAAAAAGUAUGUUUCAUAAUAAGAUGGUCCUUAAAGAAAAAGUGUAUAUCAAUGUAGAUCCACAAAUGCUUUAUAUUUGAUUUGAUAUACAGGGUGUGGAAAAUAUAAAAAAAUGAGUUUUCGUCAUUUUCAUGCUUAGUGUCAUUUGGGGCUUGUGUAGCCCAUGACCAGGCAAACGCAGAGGUUCGAAUGAAAUAACUGAUAUUUGGAGACUGAAAACGCCACCGCCCAGAACGUAAAUCACUUAGAUUAAAUGAAAUACGUCGAGAAGUCACAGAGUACAUAUUUUGUCAAACAUAUACAUGGUCACAGACCAGUGAACCAUGAACGGUUCAUCAUUCAUAUUGACAGGUAGAUGCCCACAAAGCAUAGAAAUAAUUUUUUUACUCCUGUCUGUAAAAUACCUAAUUACACCCCGAACUAUCAUGCGGGAAGCGUCACUUUAUCACGUCAGUUUCGUUUCGCACGGAUCCGAGCCACUUCGGACAUUUCCGCGAUUUUACUGCACGAGUUUGGGAGCAAUCGGAUGUUUUCGGAGAUAUUUCCCACGUUUUGAAUUUUGGCGUUUGUCAAUUCUGAUGGCCAUGUCAGUGAAAGUAUUCGUGUUGUUUUGCGAAAAUGUACUCA